This is a messenger RNA of Callorhinus ursinus (northern fur seal), 5540 nucleotides long. Lineage: Eukaryota; Metazoa; Chordata; Mammalia; Carnivora; Otariidae. The record is from RefSeq and is a predicted model, not a curated record.
AGUUGUGCCGGGCCGCUCUGGAAGGGGCGGGGUGGUUUGGGCUGGCGGCUAAAUUACAGGCCCGGGAAUUCAACUGUUUGUAUCGUAGCAUUGGCAUGCAUGAUUACAAAGGAAAAAGGUGUCGUUUACAUGGAGUGGGGGCUGGUGUAGAGUGAGGUGAAUGUGCCGUUUUGAAACCAAAGGACAGUAAGCGCUUCCUCUCUCCCCAUUCGAGACCCUCCCGCGGGCCCGGCGGCCGCCUCUGGACUGUCCGGAGAGAACAUGGCGGCCCCCGGAGCCCGGGGCUGCAGCCUCGCGGGUCUGCUCCCGGCGCAGACCUCGCUGGAGUACGCCCUGCUCGACGCCGUCACCCAGGAGGAGAAGGACAGCCUGGUCUACCAGUAUCUACAGAAGGUGGACGGCUGGGAGCAGGACUUGUCAGUGCCCGAGUUUCCGGAAGGAUUAGAAUGGCUGAACACAGAAGAGCCUAUUUCUGUCUACAAGGAUCUGUGUGGAAAAGUAGUCAUCCUUGAUUUCUUCACCUACUGCUGCAUAAACUGUAUUCAUCUAUUGCCUGAUCUUCAUGCAUUAGAACACACAUACUCUGAUAAAGAUGGUCUUCUGAUUGUUGGUGUUCACUCGGCUAAGUUUCCAAAUGAAAAAGUCCUGGAUAACAUUAAGAGCGCUGUUCUUCGAUACAACAUCACCCACCCUGUGGUUAAUGAUGCAGAUGCCAGUCUUUGGCAAGAACUAGAAAUUUCCUGCUGGCCAACUCUGGUCAUACUUGGACCCCGUGGAAAUAUGUUAUUUUCUUUGAUUGGAGAGGGACACAAAGAUAAAUUAUUUUUAUAUACUUCCAUAGCUUUAAAGUAUUACAAAGACAAGGGACAGAUCAGAGAUAAUAAAAUUGAAGUAAAACUCUAUAAAGAUUCUUUGCCACCUUCACCAUUGCUGUUCCCUGGCAAAGUAACAGUAGACCAUGUUUCUAAUAGAUUGGUAAUAGCAGACACUGGACAUCAUAGAAUUUUGGUCGUCUGGAAGAAUGGACAAAUUCAGUACAGCAUUGGAGGACCCAACCCUGGAAGAAAAGAUGGAAUAUUUUCAGAGUCAACUUUUAAUUCACCACAGGGUGUAGCCAUAAGGAAUAAUAUCAUCUACGUAGCAGAUACUGAAAACCACCUUAUAAGAAAGAUUGAUCUAGAAGCUGAGAUGGUGAGCACUGUAGCUGGCAUUGGAAUUCAAGGUACAGAUAAAGAAGGUGGAGCUCAGGGAGAAGAACAACCCAUUAGCUCUCCUUGGGAUGUAGUUUUUGGAACGUCAGGUUCAGAGGUCCAAACAGAUGACAUUCUGUGGAUAGCCAUGGCAGGGACUCAUCAGAUAUGGGCACUGCUACUGGACUGUGGCAGACUACCAAAGAAAAAUGAGCUGAAAAAAGGAACCUGCCUUCGGUUUGCUGGAAGCGGAAAUGAAGAGAACCGAAAUAAUGCAUAUCCUCACAAGGCAGGCUUUGCCCAGCCUUCAGGUCUCUCUCUGGCCCCCGGAGAUCCCUGGAGCUGCCUGUUUGUCGCAGACAGUGAGAGCAGCACGGUGAGAACGGUCUCGCUGAGAGACGGAGCCGUGAAGCACCUCGUGGGAGGAGAAAGAGAUCCCAUGAAUUUAUUUGCUUUUGGUGAUGUUGAUGGAGAAGGAAUCAAUGCCAAGCUUCAGCACCCACUUGGAGUAACUUGGGACAAGAAAAGGAAUCUACUUUAUGUGGCAGACUCUUAUAAUCACAAGAUUAAAGUUGUGGAUCCAAAAACAAAAAACUGCUCAACAUUAGCAGGAACCGGAGACGCAAGUAACGUUAUCACUUCCAGCUUUACCGAGUCAACUUUUAAUGAACCAGGAGGCUUGUGUAUUGGAGAGAAUGGCCAGUUAUAUGUAGCAGACACCAAUAAUCAUCAGAUUAAAGUGAUGGAUUUAGAAACAAAAACGAUUUCUGUGCUCCCAGUCUUCAGACCUGACAAUGCUGUGGUAGAUGGCCCAUUCCUGGUCGAGAAACGAAAGACAUUGCCCAAACUGCCUAAAUCUGCUCCAAACAUUAGACUUUCUCCAGUGGCUGCAUCACCAGGCCAGACUCUCCAGUUCAGACUAAGAUUAGACCUCCCAUCAGGAGCAGAGCUGACUGAAGGGGUACCCAGUUGUUGGUUUCUAACAGCUGAAGGCAAUGAAUGGCUUCUUCAAGGACAGAUACCCUCUGGAGAAAUAGAGAGCAUUUCCAGUCAGCCAGCGAUCUCACUGCAGAUUCCUGGAGAUUGCUUGUCCCUUGAAGCCGUGAUGGAAAGUGAAAACAAACUGCAGAAUUAAGAAAGAGUACGUACUUCUGUGAAUGCUUUCUUCAGCCUCUGUUAAGUAUUUAAAUAAAGUAAUACAAAUAGCUGAAUUUAUUGAGUGCUUACUAUGUGCCUGGCACUUUUCUAAGUGCUUUUUAUGCAUUAACUCAUUUAAUCCUUACAACAGCCUUCUGAGAGAGAUACUGUUUUUCCUUAUCUCCCCGAUGAUGAAACUGAAACAACAAAGUUCUAAGCAGUUACGUAGACUCGAGAUCACACAUUUAGGAAGUGGCUGGGCCUGGAUGAGUCUGCUCCACUACCAUACCACUCUGCCUCUCCAAAGUCGGGGUUUUUUAGACCUCAGUCUUUCAAAGCUAUAUAUAGUAAAUAGUAAUCAAAGAAUCCAAAAAGUCCUAGUGAUGAUUGUUUUUUAAAUUUAAGUUAAAUCCAUUUAACUAUUAGCUCUUUGGACUUUUCAUUUUACCCUCUUGGGAACAGUCUGUAUGCUUUUGUUUUCCAAAAGAUUUUAUGUACCAUUCUUUCUUAAAUUCGAAUAUUAUCCAGAAUUUUUCUUGGCAGACAGAUGUAUUAAAGAAUUAAGUAGAUUUUCAGUGUUAGUUCCAACAAUGCUAUUUUAAUUGGUCUUCAAAAGGUAAUUAUAAGACCUUGUCAUAAAGGAUAACUGAAUUUUUAGCACAAGGCUGUCUCAGACCCUAAACAUCUUCAUAUUUAAGAACAUUCUGUUUUUAAUAACUAAAGUGAGUUCUAGAAGCAUAAUAUUUGGCCAACCUGUUAACACACAUAAAGCACAUAAAGCUCUCUGCCUACUUGCUUCGUAAAUGACACUGGAAUGAGAACCUCCACCCCAGUGACUCAAAUAUAUGUGAUUCUAUUACAGUAAAGUUUUCACCAGAUCAGCCUAUUCUAGAGUUAGGUACUGACAGGAACGAAGUAAAAUUUUAUAUACCACUGUGGUUCAUGAUCAUCCAGGAACAAGAUUAUAAACAUCUUUUCAUUAGAUAGUCUGCUAAUUUAAUUAGAAUGUGUUAAUUGUUAUAAAAUCCCAUUCCUGAAACCCAUUAGGAAAUGUACAACUUAAAAAGUAACUAUUGUGUCAUACUUCAGAAGUAGAAUUCACUAUUAAUCACCAAGAAUCCUCUUUCUCCUGGGGCACAUACAUAGUUUAUUUAAAUGAAUUCACGCUAACCAAAAGUCACUGUUUUGUCCUAAAUAAUUAGAAGUUUGUUUUCCCCAUUUCCUUGCAAUAGGAUAAUCUAAAAGAACAGUAUUACACAGUAGGGGCUUACUGAUCUGCCUGCAUGUGUUCCGUGACCAGGAAACCUUGGCCCUUCUCCACCAGACCUGCAGGUUCCCCUGGCUGCUUCUGGCCUCCCGGCAGCCAGUCUGACCACAGAGGGCCUGGGUACAGCGGACCAGGAGGCCGCGCUAGGCAGCUUUUCUGAUUGCAACCCUUCCAUUUUUCUGUGUGCUGAUUUGGUUUAAUUGUUUUCAAAGGUUAGAGCUGGAAAGUGAGAACUCUACAUCCUUGCUGUGGAAUGUUUGCCUAGAGUUCUCCACUGUCUGGUGUGUCCCUCUUCGAGGCAUGUCGCUCUCAAGUACACCAAGGGGUGUUUUGUUGUGUUGAGAGCCCCCAACCAAAAGGAAAGAAUCACAGUUAUUUCCAAAUAGGCCUCCCUGCCUGUACCAGCAACUGUGUCCUAAAAAACACUAAGCGAACAUAAACUGAGGCCUUUUUGUGACUGUCAGGGCAUGGUACGAAUUCCUUCUUUUAGUAGCAACUGACAGAGCUGGUGUUUCUUAGUAAUACAGAGUGAAGCAAAAUCUGUUAAUGUUGAAACUUGAGACUGAAUGACAUGGACAAUUUAUUGCCUUUGGUUUUAAUAUACUUGGUUACAUACUAAGAUUUGAAAUACAGUGACAUGAGACCUCAUAAUGCUGAGAAGUAGGAAAAAAAAUCGGCCUUCAGAUUUAAAUAUGCCCAGUUUAGACAGUCUUUUUAUGAUUAUCUACCGUGCUAUGCUCAUGAGAAAUAUAUGCUAAAGUAUACAGGGCAAAACAGUUGAUAAAGUAUGGUAAUGAAGGGUAAAAAUAGACAUGUUCCUAUCUGAAAAUGUAGAAGGACUCUGCCAUGUAACAAUCUAUUGUUAGAAUUUGUGGUCAUUACAAUCGUGCUGUGAGCAUCUACAGGAUGGGCUGCUUGCGCCGUUCAUUAUACCAUUCAAAACUAACGAGUUUUUGCUUGUAUAGGGUUGAAAUGUGCUGUUCAUGCAUGCCUAUGAUAUUCAUCAUCCAAAUUUACCUGUAAAACAUACAUUACCACUUCCUCUCCACACCUUAGACUUCCCUUUCUUUAAAAACAACAGUAGUUUCUGUAGAAGUUUCAGUGAGGAACUAUGGUUUCACAAAUAACAGAGCAGAUGGUUUUGUUGCAGUACAUUUUUUUUCUAGACUUCCUAAUGAGAUCUCAGUUUCCAGAGGAGAACAGUACUCCAUGUGAUUUAAAGAUUAAUUUCUCUCUAAUUUGCAAUAUACCUUCCUAAUAUUUUAGGAAUAGUUAGGUUAGUAUUUUUUUAAAGGUUUGACGUUCCGUUAGGGCGCAUUGAGAACCAACUUAGAAAUGUUUUCGUUGCUGUGAUCACUUUACAUGUGGUUUAUAGACAAAUCAGAGUUUUCUGUGCGCUUGAGAUAUGUAUGUAUAAUACACUCCCAAAUUGUAACAUUUCAUAAAUUUGUGAAAUUUAGAGACUCAGACUCUGCGGUCUUUUGUGUGGAUAAAGUUGAUUUAUUUUUGAGAAUAGAGUUGGUCUGCUGUGCUGACUUCAUAUCUGUCAUUCCAAAGGUUUGAUUACAUUUAUUUUUUCCUCCAAAGAUAAAAAAUGCAAUGAAAUCCAAUUUAUAAUUUCAUAUACUGGUAUUUCCAUUCAUGCUCUAAUUCUAAAAAUUAAUGUGGUCUGCAUAUUUAAGUGUUUCAUGUAGACAGAUUAAUAUAUUUUUACAACACUAUUUCUGCAUAUAUUUCAAGACUAUUUUCAGUGACUUUUUCAAGUACAUGUGUUAACAGAAGAUCAUAUAGAAUGAAUGUGUGCAUCAGCCUUCAUUACCAACUCAAAAGAAGUGUAAUACGUGUGAUUAUAAAAGAAUGUAUUUAUACUGUACACUAAUGCCUAAUGCCUCUUUUCUAAAACUUUGCACUAUUUUAUGAAAUAGAUUAAAUAUUUUCUCUCUAAA